Molecule: messenger RNA, 1074 nt
Organism: Didymodactylos carnosus
Lineage: Eukaryota; Metazoa; Rotifera; Eurotatoria; Philodinida; Philodinidae
Source: the annotation of a GenBank genome assembly
AUGUUGAACUGUGAUUAUCAAAUACAUGCUGAUCCAGAAACACAAGAAUUAUCAUUGCUAGAUAUUAUGAAUGUUCUUAAUGUAGACAUGGACAACGAAACACCAGCUAAUUUAAAAAUUUCCUAUGAUAAGCUACUUAUUGUAAUUAUUAUUCGAGUUGAUAAUGGUCCCAAACAAGUAUUUAUUCACCAUCACUCGAAUUUUGAAGAAAUAGGUUGCUCCAGUAACUCCCAACCGAUUGAUGAGCAGAAAAGAACUUUUGCAUUAGCAUAUCUGAAUACAUUUAUGACAAUGCUGCAUGAUUCUAUUGUUCCUGCUGACGAAAUUGAUUACUUAAUGCUUUCUGUCUCUAUAUUGGACUUCGAUCAUGAUUUUGGACAUCCAAUUUAUUACUCAAAAUCCAAUCGUAUUCUGGGACAUAAAACUGAUGGGUCAUUAUACAGAGUAGUUGUUCCUGAUAUACCUGAUACCGGUAAUUCUUAUUCUAUGACAGAAAGAAAUGAACUUGUUCCUUUGUCUCAAGUGACAAUUAUUGAUGCUUAUUUGGCUGGUGGAGCUUUUGAUGAUGAGGGAAUUAUUCAAUUUUAUUCUGGUCUAAAUUCAUUAGUACAAAACUUACCAUCAAAUGAAUCACCUAUAGUUUUUCUAUUAUUACAAAAAGUUAGUGUUAUACCACCAUUCGCAAGUGUUAUGGAUGACGAAGAGGAAGCUGUUGAAAAAGAAGAUGUUGAUGAAGUGUUGGACAUGAGUUUGAUAGUCACCAUUGGUCAAACAACAGAAGAAGUCAAAAUUUAUUGUUCUUAUUCAUUUGGAACAGAAGAUUUGUGGAUAUUAACAUUAAUUAUUGACAGUGAUAAAAAACAAUUUUCAUCAAUUAUAAAUUAUGAGGAAUUAUUAGAACUAAUCGAAAAUGAUCAUCGUACAGAAGCAAUAGGUUAUAUGAUGUUUAAAUCACUUGAAGAAAUGUCUAAAGAACUAAUUGUAACCAAACAUAAUAUGGCUGGAUUAGAUACUAUACGAAAACAAUUAGACAAUCUUACGCAUACCUUAGCUUCUAUGUUUGUAGACCCUUGA